AUGACCGAGGUCAACAAUGACCUCUUCCAUCAGAUCGAACUCUUGUGGGAGCAUUGUUAUGAUAAUACGACGGGCCUUCUUUUCCAUGGAUAUGAUGCAACCAAGACCGCCUCCUGGGCCAACCCCACGACUGGCGCCAGUCUCAUCGUCUGGGAUCGUGCGCUCGGCUGGUUCAUGAUGGGAUUGGUUGACCUUCUAGAGCUCCCGCUCAUGGACUCCCGGGUGGCGACAUGGCGUGCACGAUUCGUUGACCUCGCCAACGCUGUCGUCCAAGCAGUGGAUCCGGCGUCUGGCUGCUGGUGGCAAGUGAUGUCCUCCCCUGGACGAACAGGCAACUACAUUGAAGCUAGUGGGUCUGCCAUGUUCACCUAUGCCCUCUACAAGGGGAACCCCAUUGCCCAUUUCCGGGCAAAUUAUACCAGCGUCGCCACUCGGGCCUAUCGCACACUUGUGGACAGAUUCGUCGUGGAGAAUCAAGACGGCACCCUAAGCUACAACGGAACUGUGGGUGUGUGCAGCUUGAACUCCACCGCUAACUACGAGUACUAUACCGAGCAACCACUCGUAUACAAUAGCGUAUUGGGAUCCGCAGCCUUUGUUCGCGCCAGCAUGGAGCAUGAAUUGGAGCACGGAGUCCUCUACGAGCAGUAG
Molecule: messenger RNA, 651 nt
Organism: Penicillium canescens
Lineage: Eukaryota; Fungi; Ascomycota; Eurotiomycetes; Eurotiales; Aspergillaceae
Exons: 3
Coding region: 1-651 (216 amino acids)
Biological process (GO): carbohydrate metabolic process
Source: RefSeq, a predicted model, not a curated record